Molecule: messenger RNA, 966 nt
Organism: Arachis stenosperma
Lineage: Eukaryota; Viridiplantae; Streptophyta; Magnoliopsida; Fabales; Fabaceae
Exons: 2
Coding region: 1-966 (321 amino acids)
Source: RefSeq, a predicted model, not a curated record
AUGUCUCAAGACUAUCGUCAGUUAGAUAGCAGUCUGAUCUGCAGAGUCAUCUUGCCGUUGAUUCAGUCCAACCCCUCUGUAAGCAUUCCAGUUUUGCAAGGUGCGGUCCAGGCAAGUUAUCACUUCAAACCAUCCUACAAAAAGGUGUGGAUGACCAAGCAGAAGACAAUUGCACAGAUAUACGGGUAUUGGGAAGAGUCGUACAAUAAGGUGUCGAAGCUGCUUCAGGCACUACAGAGCUGUUUUCCUGGUACCAUUUGUGACCUACGCGUCAAACCGUUCUACGAUGGACACCUCCUAGUACGCGACUGCAGUACGGUGAGUGUUGCUUAUUGCAGUGCACAAGAUGGGAAAAGCAACAUCCUGCCUAUUGCUUUUGCCACUGUGGAGUCCGAGAGCACUGAGUCAUGGCCGUUCUUUCUUACUAAUCUGAGACGCCACGUCCCCCCACAAGACAGCCUGUUGGUUAUCUCCGACAGAUCUCAGGCCAUCAAGGCUGCGCUAAGCUCCUAUGAUAGUGGUUGGUAUCCCCCAAGAGCCUUCCAUGCUUACUGCAUCAGACACAUGGCUGCGAAUUUUAUGACUCGGUUCAAGUCAGCUGAGGGCAAGAGAUACCUCAUUAAUGCUGCUUAUAGUCUAAGAAAGGCUGGGUACGAGUGGUACUUGGAUGCCUUGAGAGGAGUCUCCUCGUCGAUGGUGGACUGGGUGGGUUGUUUCAGGAAGGAGAUUCGACUACAACAUUGCGACAGCGGGCGGCGGUUUGGUCACAUGACCACAAAUCUGUCCGAGUGCAUCAAUGCAGUGUUGAAGGGGACCCGAUAUUUGCUGAUUUCUGCCAUUGUGCGGAUCACGUAUGAAAGAUUGCAGAAGUUGUUUGUGACGAAGAGCAGAGAGGCGCAAUCACAACUGGCUGCUGGAUGUCGAUUCUCACAAAGACUCUUGGCUGCCAUUGAGAAGAACAGAUAA